CGCGCUCCGCCAGGCUGAACCGAGCGGCCGCGAGCGUUCAGGCAGCGUCUCGGACAACCCCAGCGGCCCGCACGGUGGCGGGGACCGUGUCACCCGUAUCCCAAGAUGGCGGCGGCCGCCGCGCCGGGGCCGAGGGCGCCGGGCGGGGAUGGCGGCUGCGGCUCGUCGUCGUCCUCCUCCUCCCUGUCCAUGGAGCGGAUUCAGUCACUCACCGACCUGUCGGACCUGGAGGCCGCCUACGGCCGGCUGUGUGAGGAGGAGAAAGUUGUGCAAGAGGAGCUGGAUGCUCUCUUGGAACAGCAAAGCACUAUAGAGAACAAGAUGGUUGCACUUCAUCGCAUGGGCCCUAAUUUGCAGCUCAUUGAGGGGGAUGCCCAGCAGCUGGCAGGGAUGAUCACUUUCACCUGCAACCUGGCUGAGAAUGUCAGCAGUAAAGUCCGUCAACUUGACCUUGCCAAGAAUCGACUCUAUCAGGCCAUUCAGAGAGCUGAUGACAUCCUGGACCUAAAGUUCUGCAUGGACGGAGUUCAAACUGCCCUGCGAAAUGAAGACUAUGAACAAGCAGCAGCUCAUAUCCAUCGCUAUCUGUCUCUAGAUAAAUCAGUCAUUGAGCUCAGUCGACAGGGCAAGGAAGGGGGUAUAAUUGAUGCCAACCUGAAGCUCCUGCAGGAAGCAGAGCAGCGCCUGAAGACAAUUGUCGCAGAGAAAUUUGACAUGGCUAUGAAGCAGGGAGACCUGCCUCAGGUGGAACGGUUCUUCAAGAUAUUUCCCCUGCUAGGCUUACAUGAAGAGGGGCUGAGCAAGUUCUCGGAGUACCUCUGCAAGCAGGUGGCCAACAAAGCAGAGGAGAACCUGCUGCUGGUGAUGGGGACGGACAUGAGUGACCGUCGAGCUGCUGUCAUCUUUGCAGACACCCUGACGCUCCUCUUUGAAGGGAUUGCUCGCAUUGUGGAAACGCACCAACCCAUCGUGGAGACUUACUAUGGUCCAGGGAGGCUCUACACCCUCAUCAAGCACCUGCAAGUGGAGUGUGACCGGCAGGUGGAGAAGGUGGUGGACAACUUCAUCAAACAGAGGGACUAUCACAGGCAGUUCCAGCAGGUUCAGAACAGCAUGAUAAGAAGUUCUUCUACAGAGAAGAUUGAGCCAAGGGAACUUGACCCUAUUUUAACAGAGGUAACCUUGAUGAAUGCCCGCAGUGAGCUCUACUUGAGGUUUAUCAAGAGACGAAUAGUAUCUGAUUUCGAGGUGGGAGACUCUAUGGCCUCAGAGGAGGUAAAGCAAGAGCAUCAAAAAUACCUGGACAAGCUCCUCAACAACUGCCUGCUGAGCCGCACCAUGCAAGAGCUCAUUGGCUACUACAUCACCAUGGAGGAAUACUUCAUGAGGGAGACUGUCAACAAGGCUGUUGCCAUGGACAGCUACGAGAAGGGCCAGCUCACCUCCAGCAUGGUAGAUGAUGUGUUUUAUAUAGUGAAGAAGUGUAUUGGGCGUGCUCUGUCCAGCUCCAGCAUAGACUGCCUCUGCGCCAUGAUCAACCACUCCACCACUGAGCUGGAGUCCGACUUCAGGGAGGUUCUGUACAACAAGCUGAAGCAAGGCUUCCCAGCCACCACCUUCCAGGACUUCCAGAGAGGGGUGACCAGUGCCGUGAGCAUCAUGCACAGCAGCCUGCAGCAAGGCAAGUUUGAUACCAAAGGCAUCGAAAGCACCGACGAGGCCAAGCAGUCCUUUCUGGUGACCUUAAACAAUGUUGAAGUCUGCAGUGAAAACAUCAUGACCCUAAAGAAGACCUUGGAGAGUGACUGCACCAAACUGCUUAGCCAAGGCUUUGGGGGCGAACAAGCGCAGGCCAAGAUUGACAGCUGCCUCUCUGACAUGGCCGCAGUCUCCAACAAAUUCCGUGACCUCCUGCAGGAAGGUCUCAACGAGCUGAACAGCACAGCCAUCAAACCCCAGGUGAAGCCCUGGAUCAAUCUGUUCCUCUCCGUCUCCCAUAACAUCGAGGAGGAAGAGUUCAGCGACUACGAAGCUAACGAUCCCUGGGUCCAGCAGUUCAUCGUCAAUCUGGAACAGCAGAUGACAGAGUUCAAGGCUGGACUGUCUCCAGUGAUUUAUGAUACCCUCACUGGUCUUAUGACCAGUCUCAUAGCCAUCGAAUUGGAAAAAGUACUUCUCAAAUCCACCUUCAGCAGGCUUGGCGGUCUGCAGUUUGACAAGGAGCUGAGAUCUCUCAUAGCCUAUCUCACCACAGUCACUACUUGGACUAUCCGUGACAAGUUUGCCCGUCUUUCCCAAAUGGCCACUAUCCUCAAUCUGGAAAGGGUGACGGAGAUCUUGGAUUACUGGGGCCCAAACUCAGGCCCACUCACGUGGCGCCUUACUCCUGCAGAGGUCCGGCAGGUGCUGGCUCUCCGAAUUGACUUCCGAAGCGAGGACAUCAAACGGCUGCGCCUGUAGUUGCCUUGUGUUUUCUUCAGCAUGUGAGCACCACCCUGGAUGUAAGGGCAUGAACGCUACAACCAUGGAGCCUGUCCUCAUCCUGUCCUGGGGCUAGCCAGCAGUAACAGGGUGCAGUUGCCUGGUGUUGCCUGCCAUCCUGCUCAUAUUUCUUAGAGCAAAGGGCUUUUCUUGGUCUGGGAGGAAGAGCCUUGAACUUUUUAUGGGACCAGAAAUAAGGCAGCAGAGAAAUCUCUCAUGUUGAGAGCAGUCUGACACUAAUUCUGAAAACGUACUAGUCUGAGGGACAAGCUGGUGGUAGCUUGUGACUUCCUUUUAUUCUGCUUUCCUUUGGGUGGCCACAGAGGGUCUAGGAAGUUUUGGGGCUCUUGUGGUAUGGUUCAAAUAUGGGUCUGCGCACACCCCACAUCUUGUGCUGCCCUAACACUUUUAUGGGGAGGCUGCACAAGUGCCACUAGUUUCUGGGUUAGCUACUGCAGUCCUACAAAUCCCAAGUUGUGCCUCUGCCCCUCAUGGUGGUGGGGACUGUUCUGUAGAAGAGGCAGACUGCUGUGAGAAAAGAGUGAUUUGGUUAGGGUUGGGGGGGGGGUACAGUGUUUGGGGGGGGGGGCAGGGAAUCACUAGAAAGCCUCUGUAAGAAGCUGGAUUGUGUCCCUGCCGGCUCUCUGUGGCAUGUACAGCUACCCCAUAAAUAAAUCUUGCCCAGUUGAGCAGUAA
Dromaius novaehollandiae (emu) is the source of this 3177-nucleotide messenger RNA. RefSeq names its product component of oligomeric golgi complex 4 (gene COG4). NCBI's taxonomy places the organism in Eukaryota, Metazoa, Chordata, Aves, Casuariiformes, Dromaiidae. The transcript has 19 exons. Gene Ontology annotation, cellular component: COG complex. The coding region runs from base 106 to 2460 and encodes 784 amino acids. Gene Ontology annotation, biological process: retrograde vesicle-mediated transport, Golgi to endoplasmic reticulum; Golgi organization. The record is from RefSeq and is a predicted model, not a curated record.